CAAUCUAGAAUUUCUCCAAAUUCAAACCCCACCGUUCCAGUCACAGCUUGCGACGAUGGGAAAAUCAUCUAAAGAUAAGCGCGACGCCUACUACCGGCUCGCCAAGGAGCAGAAUUGGCGCGCGCGCUCUGCGUUCAAAUUGAUCCAGAUUGACGAGCAGUUCGACCUCUUCGAGCAUGAGGACCCAGACCAGGUAACACGGGUGGUCGACCUGUGCGCCGCCCCCGGCAGCUGGAGCCAAGUCCUCAGUCGGGUCUUAAUUAAAGGAGAGAGCUUUGGCCGGAGAGCGUGGGUAGAGAAACAGCGCAGAGAGCAACAAGCGCUAGCAGAGGCCGCCGCCGGGACGACAGAAAGCCAGACUAAUGGAGAAGACACGCCGGAGCUGAAGCCGCGCAAGAACGUCAAGAUCGUCUCCAUCGACCUGCAGCCCAUGGCGCCGCUCGAAGGCAUCACGACGCUCAAGGCGGACAUCACCCACCCCUCCACCAUCCCGCUUCUUCUCCACGCGCUAGACCCAGAGGCCUACGACCCAGCCUCUCUUUCCUCGACCCAGCGCCAACCCAACCCCGUCGACCUCGUCAUCUCGGACGGUGCCCCCGACGUCACGGGUCUCCACGAUCUCGACAUCUACAUCCAAUCGCAACUCCUGUACGCGGCACUGAACCUCACGCUGGGCGUCCUCCGCCCCGGCGGCAAGUUCGUCGCCAAGAUCUUCCGCGGCCGCGACGUAGACCUCCUCUACGCGCAGCUGCGCACGGUAUUCGAGAAAGUCAGCGUCGCCAAGCCGCGCAGCAGCCGCGCCAGCAGUCUGGAGGCCUUCGUCGUGUGCGAGGGGUUCAUCCCACCGGCGAUCCACGACGGCCUGCGGGGCAUGGAGGCGCUGAAAAGCCCGCUGUUCGGGGGAGCCGCCGUGCCGAGCUCACUGUCCGCGGACGGGAACCUCGCGGUGGAGAUGACGGACGAGGAUGCGACGGAUGCGGCGCCUCCAGCUGCACUGGCCGUUUCGUCGACAGGCGCCGACGGGAAAACGGAGGUCCGCAUGCUUCACGCUGACUCGCACGCCUCGUCGACCGCCGAGCCACUCGCUCAGAAGCUCGUUCCCGAGAAGUUCGCCGUCGAGAACCGGUGGAUCCCGCGGUUCAUCGCCUGCGGGGAUCUGUCCUCGUGGGACUCGGAUGCGUCGUACACGCUGCCGCCGGACCAUGUGAGUUUGGAUCCGGUCCAGCCGCCUAUGGCGCCGCCUUACCGGCGGGCGUUGGAGCUGCGGAAGCACAAGGGCGGGGCGUAUGGGAAAACGAAGCUGGGGGCUGUUGGGCGGGCGUGAUCCUCCUCAGAGGUUUACAUGAUGUUUACGAUGAUUUUCUUACUGGUUCGGUUUCGGGUCGAUUAGCCGACUGAAA
This is a messenger RNA of Aspergillus candidus, 1400 nucleotides long. RefSeq names its product tRNA methyltransferase TRM7. Gene Ontology annotation, biological process: tRNA methylation; cytoplasmic translation. The record is from RefSeq and is a predicted model, not a curated record. Gene Ontology annotation, cellular component: cytoplasm. Lineage: Eukaryota; Fungi; Ascomycota; Eurotiomycetes; Eurotiales; Aspergillaceae. Gene Ontology annotation, molecular function: tRNA methyltransferase activity. The coding region runs from base 56 to 1324 and encodes 422 amino acids. The transcript has a single exon.